Messenger RNA from Aspergillus costaricaensis CBS 115574, 862 nucleotides. RefSeq names its product CCDC12/cwf18 family protein. The record is from RefSeq and is a predicted model, not a curated record. Bases 161 to 772 code for a protein of 203 amino acids. Lineage: Eukaryota; Fungi; Ascomycota; Eurotiomycetes; Eurotiales; Aspergillaceae. The transcript has a single exon. Gene Ontology annotation, cellular component: post-mRNA release spliceosomal complex; U2-type spliceosomal complex.
CUCAGUUCUCGGGUGACGCGAGACCCUUUCGAAGAGACUCGGAGCUUUCUGCGGGCAGAAUAAAAAGAUCGUUACUCGUAUCUCACCCCGUACUUACACCAUAUCGUGAAAUCCUUCCCCCCGCUCGAUUUUUAUAUCCGACCCUCCUCCCCCCGCCGUGAUGUCGUCGAAUCAUGCUUCUCUCGAUGCGGCGGCAAAUGAGCGCAAAGCACGCCUUGCAAAGCUUGCUGCGCUGAAGCGGAAACAACCGGAGCCAGAGCCAUUGACCGAAGCUGGUGCCGCCGAUGAAGAAUUGGAAGAUGCUGCUCCAGAUGUAACAAAGCAAUACCUCUCCGGGAGGAACUACGACGCAGAAAUGCGCGGCCCAAAGCUGGGCUUCGACACCGCCCCAUCAGAUGGUCAGAUUACCGUGGAAGCGCAGGCUGCAGAAAUCGCAAGGGCCACCGCAGAAAAAGCCAAGGAGGAUGAGGAAGGUGACCAGCCCAUUGACCUCUUCAAGCUACAGCCCAAGAAGCCGAAUUGGGAUCUGAAGCGGGAUCUGGAUGAGAAGAUGAACGUCCUCAAUGUUAGAACUCAGAACGCGAUCGCGAAAUUGGUCCGCCAACGGAUAGAAGAGGCACAGCGCGCAGCUCAGGCGAAAGGAGCAGGUGCCAAUGGAGGUGAACAGGGCGAGGAAGUCGGCAUUGAAGGUGAUAUGUUGGUCCAGGGCAUUCAUGUCCGUGAGAGGGAAGAGGAGGAGGCAGGCAAUGAUCUGGAGGAUGACGAGGCAUGAUUUUGAUACCCCAUGGGAAGAUGUAUGGUAGCAGCUGCGAUUCGGUCUCAUCUCUUUGCAUCUUGCUUUUACAGGCGCCCACAGUUGGAG